UUGACAGCCCCCUUCUCAGAAGGGGCAACAGCCCUGGAGGUGCUUUCCUCCUCCUCUCCCUGCACGGGGGUGUCCUGCAGAAAGGCAACCCCUCUUUGUGGGGCUGAGGCUGCCCUAAUCCUGAGAUUCCUCUUGGGACCUCACCUCCUGUAGGUGAGCCUGAGUGUGUGUCACUUUCUGUUUCAGCUCCAGCUGCUCACCUGGCUCAAGGCCCCGCCCUGCACGGGCUUCCCCAGCCUGGGGCCUCCCCUAAUGGCAGGUAUGUUUCCAUUUUUCUACAUCAGCUGGGAUUGCCUGCCUGUGCAGGCUAAAAGCUGCACCAUGGAGCUCAGUGAGGAAUUGCAUCGCUGCCUAGCUGGAAGUUCGGGCACACAGACCGAGCAGCAGGCUGAGACCCAGAAAAGGAGACUGAGGCCAGAGACACCACACAAGGCUGAGUGAGACCCAGGAGACAGCCUCUGAGAGGACACUUGGAUCCCCACUUGGAAUACAGACCAGAGACCAGAGACCAGGAUGAAGCUGGACUUGGCUGUGUGUUGUGCGCUGGUGCUGAUGCUGAUGACCACGGUGCUGACCAGCACAGGAGCAGUUCCCGUCACCACACCACUCCCGACACUCCUGGGUGCAAGGGGCUGCGACAUGGCCCAAUUCAAGUCUCUGUCCCCACAAGAGAUGAAGGCCUUCAGGAGGGCCAAGGACGCCUUGGGAGAGUCCCUCCUGCUGAGGAACCAGAGCUGCAGCUCCUGCCCACUCCCCAGGACCUGGGACCUGAGGCAGCUGCAGGUGUGGGAGCGCCCUGUGGCCUUGGAGGCUGAGCUGGCCCUGACACUGAAGGUCCUGGAGACCGUGGCUAACUCGACCCUGGGGGACCUCCUGGACCAGCCCCUUCACACGCUGCGCCACAUCCACUCCAAGCUUCAGGCCUGUGUCCCAGCUCAGUCCACAGCAGGCCCCAGGCCCCGGGGCCACCUCCGCCAAUGGCUGCACCGCCUCCAGGAGGCUGAGGAGAAGGAAUCCCGUGGCUGCCUUCAAGCCUCUGUCGCAUCCAACCUCUUCGACCUCCUCGUCGGUGACCUGAGAUGUGUCGCUGAUGGAGACCUGUGUGCGUGACCCUCAGGCCCACCGGCCUCCUGUCCCAGCAUCUUGGGUUUUAUUUAUGCGUCCCUCACGUUUCUUAAUUUAUUGCCACCCAACCACUAUUUAUGUAUUUAUGUGGGUGAAUUGUCAAACUCAGACCCGAUAAAAUAUUUAUUUUCUACUUUUUGUAAGAAUUGUUCAAAUAAAUGAUAAGAAAAUGAUGUUUCCUGUGCUGUGGGGGUGUGGGUACGAUUGUGCGGAUUAGUUUUCUCCCGCCGCCAUAACAAGAUUUCCCAAACUUAGCAUCUUCAGACCACACA
This is a messenger RNA of Myotis daubentonii (Daubenton's bat), 1397 nucleotides long. Its product is annotated as interferon lambda-3-like. Gene Ontology annotation, biological process: defense response to virus; innate immune response; positive regulation of immune response. The record is from RefSeq and is a predicted model, not a curated record. NCBI's taxonomy places the organism in Eukaryota, Metazoa, Chordata, Mammalia, Chiroptera, Vespertilionidae. Gene Ontology annotation, molecular function: cytokine activity.